AUGAAAGCUGCUUCCUUACUUCCCAUCCUUCUGCUUGCCAUCAUCACCCCAAAGCCCUUAUCGGCGACUGGGGAUCCGCAGCCUUUACUUGACAGCAAUGGUGACCGGGUCCUCGCUGGAACUCCUUACUACGCAGUAACAAUAUACAAAGGACCUGCUGCCGGCAUCGUCAGCCUUGCCGGAGGCAGCAACUACUGCCCAUUUGAUGUCAUUCUAUCCACAAAACUCGACAGGGGUCAGCCAUUGUUGAUCUCACCAGCUACUGCAGAUCCAGAAGGAAUUGUUUAUGACUCCACUGACGUAAACAUCAAGUUCUCCAAUGUUUCAGAAGGCAUCUGCUCAGAGACCUCAUUUGUUUGGAAGGUAGCUGACUACGACACAUUUUGGGGCGCCUGGUUCAUAACAACGAACGGAACAGAAGGGAAUCCUGGAGCCUAUACAGUGCAAAAUUGGUUCAAAUUUGAGAGGUUUUUUGGGACUAAAAAUGUGUACUAUUUUGUUCAUUGUCCAAAAGUGUGCGCGACUUGUGUAACUUUGUGCAGCGAGGUUGGAGUUUUUACUGCUACAAGAGCUCUGGCUCUGAAACUUGAUAGAGAUUUUUUAGUGUUUCGGCUCGUCAAGGCUGAGGACUAUAAGCUGCUCCUUGCUGACAGUUCUUCAUCAUCAUCAUCCAAGCUCGAACAGUAA
This is a messenger RNA of Mangifera indica (mango), 687 nucleotides long. Its product is annotated as kunitz trypsin inhibitor 5-like. The transcript has a single exon. NCBI's taxonomy places the organism in Eukaryota, Viridiplantae, Streptophyta, Magnoliopsida, Sapindales, Anacardiaceae. The record is from RefSeq and is a predicted model, not a curated record. Gene Ontology annotation, molecular function: endopeptidase inhibitor activity. The coding region runs from base 1 to 687 and encodes 228 amino acids.